Jaculus jaculus (lesser Egyptian jerboa) is the source of this 1943-nucleotide messenger RNA. RefSeq names its product NIPA like domain containing 3 (gene Nipal3). Lineage: Eukaryota; Metazoa; Chordata; Mammalia; Rodentia; Dipodidae. Gene Ontology annotation, biological process: magnesium ion transport. The record is from RefSeq and is a predicted model, not a curated record. The transcript is spliced from 12 exons. Gene Ontology annotation, cellular component: membrane. Gene Ontology annotation, molecular function: magnesium ion transmembrane transporter activity. Bases 358 to 1590 code for a protein of 410 amino acids.
CACCCUGGCAGGUCUGAGUUGGGAAGGAUCUUCGAGGCUCUUCCUCCCGUUUGCACGGACCGUCGAAGUCCUUUCUCAGGAACCUCUGCCGGGUGGACCUUAGACAGAACGCCGCCGAGCUUGAGCCAGAGUCAGGAGGCACACGCUUGCCCGGUUGGGAGAGAAGCAGGAGUUGCCUCUUCUCUCGGGGAAGCUGAGGAGACCACCCCAAACCAGCCAAGAGCUUCAAGGACCCCUCUGGCUGAGGAAGAGAUGGCUUCGGGAAGGAGGUGAACGCAAGGAAAGAUGGCUUCCGACUCGGGCCCCACCUCGCGGCAGCUGCAGCUCAGGUCGGGCAGGAUGUGCCACUAGAGCGCCAUGGACGCGGCGCACGGUGCCCGCCUGCAGCUGCGGCAGCUCCUGCCCACCGGCAGCACCGCCUCCGUGAGUGUGAGCGGCGCCGAGGGCUCCUUCUCCUACAAGGAAAACUUGAUUGGUGCCCUCCUGGCAAUUUUUGGGCACCUUGUGGUCAGCAUUGCGCUUAACCUCCAGAAAUAUUGCCACAUCCGCCUGGCAGGCUCCAAGGACCCCCGCGCCUACUUCAAGACCAAGACAUGGUGGCUGGGGCUGCUCCUGAUGCUUCUGGGCGAGCUGGGCGUGUUCGCCUCCUACGCCUUCGCCCCGCUCUCACUCAUUGUGCCCCUCAGCGCCGUCUCUGUGAUAGCCAGCGCCAUCAUCGGGAUCAUAUUCAUCAAGGAAAAGUGGAAACCUAAGGACUUUCUGAAGCGCUAUGUCUUGUCCUUCGUGGGCUGUGGUUUGGCGAUCGUGGGCACCUACCUGCUGGUGACUUUCGCGCCCAACAGUCAUGAGAAGAUGACGGGCGAGAACAUUGCUCGGCAUCUCGUGAGCUGGCCCUUUCUCCUGUACAUGCUGGUGGAGAUCAUCGUGUUCUGCCUGCUGCUGUACUUUUACAAGGAGAAGAAGGCCAACAACGUCGUCGUCAUCCUCCUCCUGGUGGCCUUGCUCGGUUCCAUGACGGUGGUGACUGUCAAGGCCGUGGCGGGAAUGCUGGUCCUGUCCAUUCAGGGGAACCUGCAGCUCGACUACCCUAUCUUCUACGUGAUGUUCGUGUGCAUGGUGGCCACCGCUAUCUACCAGGCUGCGUUUUUAAGUCAAGCCUCCCAGAUCUACGACUCCUCCUUGAUCGCCAGCGUGGGUUACAUCCUGUCUACCACCGUGGCCAUCACGGCAGGUGCUGUCUUCUACCUGGACUUCCUUGGGGAGGACGUGCUACACAUCUGCAUGUUUGCUCUGGGGUGCCUCAUUGCCUUCUUGGGUGUCUUCUUGAUCACACGGAACAGGAAGAAGGCCAUUCCAUUUGAGCCCUAUAUUUCCAUGGAUGCCAUGCCAGGUAUGCAAGACAUGCAUGCCAAGGGGACGACGGUCCAGCCUGACCUCAAAGCUUCUUUUUCCUACGGGGCUCUGGAAAACAAUGACAGCAUUUCUGAGAUCUACGCUCCAGCUACACUGCCGGUCAUGCAGGAAGAACACAACUCCAGAAGCAACCCUGGGGUUCCCUACCGGGUCCUGGAGCACACCAAGAAGGAAUGAGCCACCUCCCCUAGUUAUAACUGCCCAAGCCAGCCAAGCCAGGCUGACCACGGUUUCGCCCUUCAUUCUAUACGCCUGCCUUUCAGGUCUUCUGGUUUGGAACUAAGAACUCUGUGGAAGGGGAUCUUGGAUGGAAGGCCUUUGUCUCUGGCAAAGAAGAUACUAAAUGGCCUUGGCCUUGGGAAUUUCCAGGAGGUGGGGGGGGGGGCAUAUAAGAGCAGUGUUCCUGGUGGGCACUCUGGAGACCAGUGUGGGUUUGAAGCCUUUGUAUUUCCUUGCGGACACUCACUGAGCCUCCCCAGGCUGUGACCACAGGAGGCCACAUUCCUAAGAGCUAAAAAGCAAGGCUGGCA